Messenger RNA from Oncorhynchus kisutch (coho salmon), 2222 nucleotides. Its product is annotated as glutamate receptor ionotropic, kainate 4-like. Bases 1 to 2196 code for a protein of 731 amino acids. Gene Ontology annotation, biological process: monoatomic ion transport. Gene Ontology annotation, molecular function: ligand-gated monoatomic ion channel activity; signaling receptor activity. The transcript has 16 exons. The record is from RefSeq and is a predicted model, not a curated record. NCBI's taxonomy places the organism in Eukaryota, Metazoa, Chordata, Actinopteri, Salmoniformes, Salmonidae. Gene Ontology annotation, cellular component: membrane.
AUGCAGGUGCCUUACGUGAGGGUGGCGCCCGAGGACCUCCUGAGGGCCCGCUUCCCGCGCUUCUCGCCCCUGGACCUGCGGCCCACCAAUGCACAUGUCAGCCUAGCCGUGGUGGACUUGCUCUCCUUCUUCAACAGCACUAGCGCCUGUCUACUCUGCGCCAGGGCUGACUGUUUGAUGAACCUGGAGCAGUUACUGCGUCAGUCCCUAAUCUCUAAGGAGACGCUGACUGUUCGUGUGCUGGAUGACAGUCAGGACCCCAUGCCUGUUCUAAAAGAGAUCCGCAACGACCAGACUGACACCAUCAUAGUGGAUGCCAAUGCCACUGUGUCCCACCUCAUCCUGGAACGGGCGUCAGAGUUGGGGAUGCUGUCCAUCUACUACACCUACAUCUUCACCACAAUGGAGUUCUCUCUGCUGCAGUUGGAUGACAUCCUGGUGAAGCGCUGGGUCAACAUCCUUGGCUUCUCUGUCCUCAACCACAGCCAUCCUUACUUCCCUGACCUCCUCCUCAGUCUCAACCGCUCCUGGCAGGAAAACUGUGACCAUGCCCCUUUCACUGGGGUCCCGCUCUCCCCAGCCCUGCUGUUUGAUGCCAUGCAUGUGGUGGUGUCCGCUGUGAGGGAGCUCAACCGCAGCCAGAGCGUGGGCGCCACACAGCUAACCUGUCAAUCACCCAAAAUCUGGGAGCACGGCACGAGCCUGAUGAACUACCUACGGAUGGUAGAAUUGGAAGGUCUAACUGGACACAUAGAGUUCAACAGCAAAGGCCACCGCUUCAACUACGCCCUGAGGGUCAUACAGAGCAGCUCAGAGGGGCUAAGGCAGGUUGGUGAGUGGCAUUCGGAGCACGGUCUGUCCAUGGAGAGCGACAUCAACCUCCUCAUCAUGGGCGGCACCAUCUUCAACACCACCCUCACCAUCACCACCAUCUUGGAGAACCCCUACGUGAUGCUGAGGUCCGAACACCAGGCCCUGGAGGGCAACGAGCGCUACGAAGGAUUUUGUGUAGACAUGCUGCGAGAGCUGGCCGAGCUGCUGCACUUCAGCUACCGUCUGCGGCUGGUGGCGGACGGCGUGUACGGCGUGCCCAGUGCCAACGGCACCUGGACGGGCAUGGUGGGUGAACUCAUCUCUAGGAAAGCUGACCUGGCUGUAGCGGGGCUCACCAUCACCUCAGAGAGAGAGAAGGUCAUUGACUUCUCCAAACCCUUCAUGACCCUGGGCAUCAGCAUCAUGUACACAGCACACAUGACACGUCGACCAGGCUACUGGUCCUUCCUAGACCCUUUCUCUCCAGGCGUAUGGCUCUUCAUGCUGCUGGCCUACCUGAUCGUCAGCUGUGUGCUCUUCCUGGUGGCCAGGCUAACGCCGUAUGAGUGGUGUAGUACUGAGCCAUGCUUGCGGGGGCGCUGUAAACUGGUGCUGAACCAGUACACUCUGGGAAACAGUCUGUGGUUCCCUGUGGGGGGGUUCAUGCAGCAAGGCUCAGCCAUCACCCCCCAUGCCCUGUCCACACGCUGCCUCAGCGCUGUCUGGUGGUUCUUCACCCUGAUCAUAGUGUCCUCCUACACAGCCAACCUGGCUGCCUUCCUCACCGUUCACAGGAUGGAGGUGCCCAUCGAGUCUGUAGAUGACCUGGCAGACCAGACCACCAUAGAGUACGGCACCAUGCAGGGAGGGUCCACCAUGACCUUCUUCCAGAACUCUCAGUACCAGACCUACCAGCGCAUGUGGAACUUCAUGCAUGCCAAGCAAACCAGUGUGUUCGUGAAGAGCACGGAGGAAGGCAUCGACCGGGUGCUCAAGUCCAACUACGCCUACCUGUUGGAGAGCACCAUGAACGAGUACUACCGCCAGCUCAACUGUAACCUCACCCAGAUAGGAGGCGUGCUGGACACCAAAGGCUACGGCAUCGGCAUGCCACUGGGCUCAGUGUACCGGGACGAGAUCGACCUGGCCGUACUCAAACUCCAAGAGGACAACAGGCUGGAGAUCCUUAAGAGGAAGUGGUGGCGGGGAGACAAGUGUUCCAAAGAGGAUGACCGUCGAGCACAGGGGCUGGGCAUGGAGAAUAUAGGUGGGGUCUUUAUUGUCCUGUUGUCUGGUCUACUGCUGGCUGUGUUCAUGGCGGGGCUGGAGUUUGUCUGGGUGCAGCAACACUCUCCGAGGUCAGAGGUGAGGUGUCAUCUGUAGCUGCUCUCCCAGCUUAGUAGCCAGCU